Molecule: messenger RNA, 546 nt
Organism: Paramecium pentaurelia
Lineage: Eukaryota; Ciliophora; Oligohymenophorea; Peniculida; Parameciidae
Source: the annotation of a GenBank genome assembly
AUGAAUUAUUUAAAUCUAUUUUAAUACAUUAUUUCAACACCCAUCUACCCUCACUAUUAUUGUGCCAGUGUUUAAGAGAUUCCUUUUCAAAAAUUAAAGUAAAUAGGUGUUAAAUGUCUACUAUUUGAUAGAGACAAUACACUUACAAAACAUUUAGAAACAAAAACUGUAUAUGAAGAAUUAUUGUCAAAACUAAAAAAAGAUUUUGAUUAAGUACUCUUAGUCUCUAAUUCAAAAAUAAAUGAACAUACAUAAUUAGGAUUAAGUGUUGCAAAGACAACAUCUAAAAAGCCAUUUAAUUUUUAGGAGAUUUAAAAAAAUCAUAUAGAUAAAAACAUAAAAUCUCAUUAAAUAUGUGUUAUAGGAGAUAGAUUAUUUACUGAUAUGGUUUUAGCACAUAAAAAUGGUUUAAUUGGUAUCCUUGUUAAACCUAUUGAUAUCAGUAAUGAAGACUAUUCAAUUAGAUUAAUGAGAAUUUUUGAAAAUUUUAUAAUGAGAAAUAACUAAUUGUAGAAGCAUUCAUAUCAUGGUAAUCUAAAUUUUUGA